Molecule: messenger RNA, 4984 nt
Organism: Orcinus orca (killer whale)
Lineage: Eukaryota; Metazoa; Chordata; Mammalia; Artiodactyla; Delphinidae
Product: zinc finger protein 594
Exons: 1
Source: RefSeq, a predicted model, not a curated record
CAAAUUCAUACCAAGGAGAAUCCCUAUGAAUGUAAUCAGUGUGGAAGAGCUUUCAGGGGAAGCUCAAACCUUAUCCUGCACCAGAGAAUUCAUAGUGGAGGGAAGCCAUAUGUAUGUAAUGAAUGUGGGAAGGCCUUCAAUCAAAGCUCAGAUCUUAUUAUCCAUCACAGCAUUCACAGUGGAGAGAAACCCUAUGAAUGUAAUGACUGUGGGAAAGCAUUCAGUCAGAGCUCCCAUCUUGUUAACCACCAGAGAAUUCAUACUGGGGAGAAACCCUAUGAAUGCAGCGAAUGUGAAAAAGCCCUCCGGCAGAGUUCCCUUCUUAUUCAGCAUCAAAGAAUCCAUAGUGGAGAGAAACCCUACAAAUGCCCUGAAUGUGGGAAAGCCUUCUGUGGGUGCACAGUUUCUCUUAAACAUCAGAGACUUCAUAUUGGAGAAAAACUUGAAUAUGAGAAAGCUUUCAGUUCAGAUUCAGAACUUAAUGGACAGGAGAGAAUUCACAAGGAAAAGAAAUCUUAUGAAUAUAAUGAAUGUGGAAAAACCUUCCUAGGCAGCUCAGAUCUUAUUAGAUAUCAAACAAUUCACACUGGAGAAAAACCUUUUGAAUGCAGUGAAUGUGGAAAGGCCUUCAGCAGGAACUCAGUCCUUAUAGAACAUCAGAGACUCCAUACUGGUGAGAGGCCUUAUAAAUGCAGUGAAUGUGGGAAAGCCUUUAGGGGGAGUUCUCAACUUAUUCAGCAUCAAAGAAUUCACAGUGGAAAGAAACCCUAUGAAUGCAAUGAAUGUUGCAAGACUUUUAAUUAGAGCUCAGACCUUAUUCGACAUCACAGGAUUCAUAGUGGAGAAAAGCCCUAUGAAUGUAAUGAAUGUGGAAAAGCCUUCAGAUGGAGCUCAGACCUUGUUAGGCAUCAGAAAAUUCACACCGGAGAGAAAGUUCAUGAAUGUAAUGAGUAUGGAGAAACUUUCAGUCAGAGCUCAGGUCUUAGCAUCAGAGACACCACACAGAAUCCUAGGAAGACAGUAAUGAUAAAAUGUCUAUAUAUAUAUAUAUAUAUAUAUAUAUAUAUUUGUUUUUAAAUACUGUUGUGUCUACCGUUAGCCAUCGUAACUAUAAUACUUGGAAAAUUCUAAGCUUCUUAAGAGCAAUUUUCAUCUGAUUCAGUUUAGAGUGUUCAGCCUCAGGCUGUGUGCAGAUUUGUCCUUCCUAAACACUUUCCACAAAGACCUUGAUGGGGUAAGCCUUUAAUUACAUUUUCACUCCUUACUUUAUCAUCAGAGGUUCCACACCACAGGGAAAUCUUGCAAAUGGAAGAACUUGCUUGUAAAGCACCUACAUCAUCACAAAAUUGUGUCCUUGUGUGUCUUCUUCAGCAGCACCAGGAAUCUAAUAACUUUUCCCAUCUUUUUAUCCAUAAUAUGAACUGUACCAAGGGAAUAUAAGAUAGGUGUGAUAUCCUGAACUCUAGAAUGAAUGGCUCUUCCUGGGACAGAGUCUAAUCCAAAAGUCUGAAAAUGGUCCUGAUGUUUUCUCAUUAGAAUAAAUGUCAAUAAAUAGAGUAGAUUAGGGAGUUUGAGCUUGUUCUUCCAUUCCUAGUAAAACCAGAUACAGAAGCAGCUAGUUUAAUUAGGAAAAGAAAGUGACUAGUAAAUCAUAGGACAGUUACCUUCUUUCAUAUAAGGGUAGAAGUUGUGAUGAAAUCUCUUCUGUAGGAUUUUAAAGUAUAAUGGCAUUUUGGAAUCUGACAUACUGAAAUCCAGGUUCUGUCACUUUUAAUCUAUGUAAUCUUAGGCAAUUUUUUUUUUAUGUUUCUGAGCCUUGGUUUUCUCAUAUGUAAAAUCAAGAUAACAAUAUCUCCCUUGGGCUAUCGUGAAGAUUAAAUGAGACAGUUUUGUUAAGCAUUUAGCAAAGUUCUAGACACAUAGUAUACAACAAAUGAUAGAUGUUUUUAUCAGUAGUUCCUAUGGGCAGUGUUUAUCUAAGGCAUUUUGAAGGAAAGGAGACAACAUAUUCUCCCAGGCUAAAGCCUUCUGGAAAAUUACAUGAUUCUGCAUUUCCUGAUCCUACUUGAAGUCAGAAGGGGCUUGGCUUAGUGUAAGUAAAUGGUAAGGAUUGGGGAAAGUGGGGGUGGGGGGGAUUUAUACAAAUUUUCAAGGAUGCUGUAUCUUUUUUCUUCUUUUAUUUAUUUAUUUUUUUUUGUGGUAAGAACACUCAACAUGAGAUUAACGCUCUUAACAAUUUUUUAAGUGUAUGACACAGUCUUUUAACUAUAGGCACAGUGUUGAACAGCAGACCCCUAGAACUUACUUAUCUUCCAUAACUGAAACUGCACCUGCCAAAUAGCAACUCCCUAUUUCUCCCUCCCCCCAACCCCUGGCAACCACUAUCCUACGCUUUGCUUCUGUGACUUUGACUAUUUUAGGUACUUCGUAUAAGUGGAAUCAUGCAGUAUUUGUCCUUCUGUAGGAUGCUGUAUCUUGGAAUAAUAAAGUUAGCAGUGAAUCUGAGAAAAGUUAUAUAGCACUAUAGAGUUGAAUUAAGAUUUUUCUUGGAGAGGCUAGCGUUAAGCUGAAAGUAUUAAGAAGUCAAAUCAAUAAGUAUCUUGCAAAUAUGAUAGUGAACUUUAAUUCCUGUAGGUGGCUUAACUGGUUUUGAGACAGUAAUAAUCAGAGAAAAUAAGGAGGUCUCAACUUUUUCACAUGGUAGAAGGCAACAAACAAAAGUCCAGGACCAGAUGGCUUCAUAGGCAAAUUCUAUCAAACGUUUAGAGAAGAGUUAACAAAACCCUGAUACCAAAACCAGACAAAGAUAUCAAAGAAAGAAAGAAGGAAGGAAGGGGGAGGGAGAGAGAGAGAGAAAGAAAGAAAGAAGGAAAGGAAGAAAGGAAAGGGAAGGGAAGGAAGAAAGAAAGAUGGAAGGGAGCAAAUUACAUGCCAUAUCAUAAAAGGCAAAUUGUAGUGAGUUGGAAAGUCUCUUUCGACCAUCUGAACUAUUUCAAAGGAGUCAAGGCACUGUUGUAUGGUUUAAUUUUUGUGUUCUUAUAACUCAUCGGGUCUCCAGUCCAGUGACCUUUCUAUCCAUUGUCCCUCCCUGGUUUUUACCCUUUCCUACUAGAUACCUCUGUCCAACACUUCAGCCACUCUUUUACCAAUAUCCUUUUUGCCUCAUUCUUCAGUCACGUGUACCUGGCCAAAAGAAAACUACCAUGGACAGUCCUAAUUGUCCUUCCCUGUGCCUGCACCUGGGUUGAGGAAGACAAUCACAAACCUAGGGAGACAUAGGCCUUUGGACACUCAACACUAAUACAAUUCUAGUCGGCACUCUCUCCCAUUGUCUGUCAUACCACUUAACACCUCCCCCUCUCUUUGCACAUCUAACCACCCACCCACCGCCCUUCUUAGCAUGCAAUCUCUUCACAAAGAAAGUAGAGACCUUUGCACAGAAACAUUUUCAACUUUCUGCUUCCAUUCCUUUCCCUCACACAUCUCUCAUAUACUGUACCCAACUUUGCUCCCUUCUUAAUAGAACUGCCUUUUCUCAUAUCUAGGGGGUCACCUUUCUGUCUGUGCCUUCUAUCCCACUCCCUCUGGGACCUCACCGCAUCCCAUUAUCCCAACUCCUUCCUGUAUCUUCACCUCUCUUCUCCACUGCCCCUUCCCAGCUGUGUACAAAUAUGUUCAAGUAUCUUGCAUCCUAAAAACCAAACAAAAUUCAACCCCAACCCAUUUUUUCCCUAUAUCAUCUCCCUUUGUAGCCAGUUUUUGCAGGAUCUUAGUUCCCCAACCAGGGAUCAAAACCGCAGUGAAAGCACAGAGUCCUAACCACUGGACCACCAGGGGAUUCCCACAUUGUCUCCAAUUCUUAACUCUCUUCCUCAACCCAUUGAGGUCUCUCUCCCAACACACUAUCAAAUCUGUCUUUACCAAGCACACCAGUGACAUUGGUCACUAAAUCUCCUCUUGAGCUGGCUCCUUUCCUCCAAACCAUUUCUUCCCUGAAGCAGGAUGGGUUUGAAUGUAGCAGUUGAGGAUGUUGAAAAUAGAGCAGGUAAAUAUGUUGAUGUCCUUUGGCUGCAGCUAGAGUACAAAUAAUUUCUCCUUUCAGCUUCUGAAUCUCUCAUGAAAUAAAGAUUUGGAGGAAAUUUCUCCCUACCUCUGAUGUUUAUGAGAUUAGAAGACCUAAAAUUCUGGUCAGUCAUGUGACACUAUGCCCAUGUCUUGUAUGGUUGGGCAUGAGUUAAGCCUAUGGUGAAGAGGGCCUUGAACAGCUGGGGACGAGUUUGGAAGGACUGGUUUCUCUGUCUCUGGAGUUUUAUUAGAAUCUUGGGUAAAAUGAUUUUUCCUCAUUACCUCUGAAGGGUAUCCAUGACCAUUUUUUGGAUGUGUGAUCAAGGAGACUGUACCCCCAUGUGCUUUCUUUCCUCUUAGCAUAAAGAAUCUGGAUCAGAUCUGGCAGCACCUUGAGAUCCUGAGAGUGAAAGUGAACUUGGCUUCUCUGAGCCUUGGUCUUCCAUUGCUGUUCUACUUGCCUCAGAACUGUUCACCUUUUUAAUCCAUCAUACACACCACUAUUUGAUUUUCUUGAAAUACUGCUUUUAUUAUCUCACACACAGACAUGCAAACUCACAUUCAGAAAGUAGCCAGUGGCUGCCCAUUACCUAAAGUAAAAGUUCUUGGCUUGGCAUUUAGUUUGAGGUCUGGUCUAAUUACUGUCCCUAAACAGCUAAUGCAUUGUCCUGACUCUUAUCUCAGGCUCUCCUGAUCCCCUGCGGCAUUCAGAGUCCCCACCGCUUAAACUAACUUUUUCUUUAAACACAGACAAUGUGUCUGACAGGUUCUGGCACACACUCAAUUCUUUAAAGGAAAAUGCCUUGUCGCUUUUUUUUUUUUUUUUUACAUUCAUUGUAAGAAAAAUUCAAACACUGAAGCAUGACUUGUUUGAAUGAACAAACCAAAGUCCUUUGUUUCUCCAGUCUCACAGCUUACA